CAAUUUAUUUUUGUUGUUGUAAUUAUUUAUUUAUCUAUUGUAAUGUAAUUCAGUUUGUUUUUUAAAUGACACAUUUACUGUCGCUAAUUGUUGUUCCCCGUUGAUUAGGCUUAUGUCUUGCUAAAUCAAUUAUAUUUAUACACUUAAAUCAAUUCUUAUUUUAAUUUUCUCUCUUCUCUUUUUUGUUAUUUUUUUUUUCUUUUCUCUAUUUGUUGUUAUCCAAUGCGAACUAUCAAUUUAUUUACCUUUUAUUUUAUUCCAUCUUGUUCUUGUUUCCAUUCCGUAUGUUGAAGUAACGUUUUGUUUUAUUUUAACAUAUUUUCUCUGAUCAAGAUGAUUUCUGCUUUAUUGGUGAUAAAAUAUUCUUGAUUGUCUUUUCUCUUUACUUUAUCUUUAUAUCAACCAUUUUGGUGAAUCAAUUUUUUUUCCUCUCAAUCCAAUCAAUUUUUAUACACCCAACCCUCUCGUGUUUUUAUCAUGACCCAUUGAAGAUAAUUGCAUUUGUUUUAAAAGAUACUUUCUUAGAGAGCCAGAGAUAAGAAAUGGAAGCAAAUAUCACUGAAGAAAACCGAGCUCUCAUAUGGAAGUCUUAUCUUGGUUUAAAGGAUAAGAAGCCUAAUUUAAAGGAGUUUUUCGGUCUCGAGGAACAAUCAGCAAUCAGAGAAGACUGUGUUAAAUUAGUUGAAGCCUUGGGUAAUCCGGAAGACGAUAGACUUGCAAUAACUAGUGAAUUGGAAACAGUUUUAACAACUUAUGCUGAAACUUGUGGGGUUAAAUAUUUUACUGACAAUGGAUGGCUUGAGAUACUACAACCUUUGCUGGCUUUAAAGGUUGACCGAGAUGAUUUGUACAAUUUAUUUGAAAUUAUUCACCGAAAAUUCAUUCCAAAUGUUUUCACUUAUUCUUCCUCACCUGAUCAGGAAGAAUCUCAUUCUCUCAAUGAUCAACCUUUCCACCUUUUGAGAUUAUUAUUAUUCUAUCAUGAUCCAGAGCUGUGCUCUUUUCUAGACACCAAAAAGAUCAAUCCAGAUUCGUAUGCCCUUUCAUGGUUUCGAAGUCUAUUUGCAGCCCAUGUCAACAUUAAAGCUCUUUUAGCCUUAUGGGAUGCAUACCUUCAAUCAUCUAAUCCAUUUCUAAUAUUUUUCUUAUCAUUAGUUAUGCUAGUCAAUGCAAAAGAAGAGAUAAUGAACAUGAAAGAUCAAUCAAGAGAGGCGGUUAUUAAGACAUUAAAUAGUGUGCCAAGUGCCCUCGGAGUAGAUGAUAUAUCUGAUCUCUUUUAUCUGGUUGAAACACAUUAUGUAUCACAGACACCAAGAUGUAUCAAUGAAUUACAUAAAUUAAUUUUCAAUUAUGACACUGGAAUUGAAUCUACCAAAGAGUUGACUGAUAUUGCUCAGGCUUUAUGUUUACCUAUUCCUGUAUCACAUCUAAUACCUUCAUCAAAUAGUUCGGGUGUUAGAUUUUUCAUCGUUGAUUGUAGACCAGCCGAGCAAUAUAAUAAUGGACAUUUAUCAACUGCUUUUCAUCUUGAUUGUAGCUUGAUGCUUCAAGAACCUUCAGCUUUCAAUACUGCAGUUCAAGCUCUAUUAGCUGCUCAAAAACAGGCUAUUCUGGCUGGAUCAUUAGCUGGUGGUAAACACCUUUGUUUCAUGGGAAGUGGACGUGAUGAGGAAGAUCGAUAUGUUCACAUGGUUGUCGCUUCUUUCUUACAGAAGCAUCAUCUUUAUGUUAGCUUGACAUUUGGUGGUUAUGCUGCUCUUCAUCAAUAUGUUAUGAAUAAAAAAUGCCUGGAUAAAUAUUUUACCGAUCAUAACAAGAAAAUUUGCCUUGCAUGUCGUAAUCCUCAAAGUUUCGUUACCUCAAAUUCACCGAUGGGCUCACGAAGUUUAUCAUCAAGUAAUUCUUCUCUCCUUGGGAACGUUGACGGUGAAAAUUCUUCCAAUACAUCAAUUUUCGAUCGAAUGGCAUCAGUGAUGAAAAUUCGAGCUGCUGGAGUUAAAGAAAAGCUUGUCGAUUAUAUUAUCAAUCCAAAUGCUGGCGAUGAUCGUCAUGUUAGUUCCAGUGAUCGACUUGGUAGAAGAUACACCGGAGGAUCGAAUAUUUUCAGUAUAUUCGACGUUGACAACGGAGAUGGUUUAGCUUCUAGUGAAUCGGAAGAUUUUGAAUUCGACAUUGAAGAUUGGUGCAAAACUAAUAAUGCCUUGAAUUGCUUCAAAUGUGAAGAAUUGGCCAAUGAUAACAAAAGAUAUUCAAGUUAUUUAAUCCUAACGGAAACCCAUUUAUACAUCGUACGUGCAAUACCUCAUAACAAAGGAUUUGGUAAAAUUGUAGCUAAAAGACCAUUGGAAAUGAUAGUGCAAAUCACUAGUAGGCGACGACUUCCCAAUCUAAUUACAAUCAAAUAUGGUCAAGCCAACGAUGAAUCAACUAGUGAACCAACAAUCAUGGCUCUUGACAGGCUGAAUAUUCCUGAACCAUAUCCUGUCACCCGACUUGUCAAACAACAAGUAAUCAAAGUUUUACAUGGUGAAGUUGAAAAUCAUGAACCAACCGAUGAGGAGAGUAAAAGUUCUGACCAGUGAAAUCUAUUUCUCACAACUUUAUUUUUCUCUUUCCCUCAACAAAAUCAAUUAUAUAUUCUGUCUCUAAAUCAAUUAUCUAUCGAAAAUAUGAGAUAUCAAAUAAUUAAAAUUCUUAUCAAUUCUUCUUAUAAUUUUACCUGAUCCAUUUUUCAAAGAUGAUGAAAUUUUGACUACAUAUUUUACUGACAAAUUAUAAAAAGUAUUAGUAUAUAUUAAUUUUAUUAGAAUAAGUCAUUUGUUUAUUUAUGUUGUAAACUGUACAUUUCUUUGAGAGUUGACGGAAUCAAGAACAAAUUGACAGUGGGAAAAAAAGUAUUGAUCAUCAUACAUAUUGAUGAAGUCAAUGAGAGAAGAGAGGAAGAGAGAAAGAGAGA
Molecule: messenger RNA, 2956 nt
Organism: Panonychus citri (citrus red mite)
Lineage: Eukaryota; Metazoa; Arthropoda; Arachnida; Trombidiformes; Tetranychidae
Gene: TBC1D23
Product: TBC1 domain family member 23-like
Exons: 8
Coding region: 543-2582 (679 amino acids)
Biological process (GO): retrograde transport, endosome to Golgi
Cellular component (GO): trans-Golgi network
Source: RefSeq, a predicted model, not a curated record